Molecule: messenger RNA, 423 nt
Organism: Aspergillus brunneoviolaceus CBS 621.78
Lineage: Eukaryota; Fungi; Ascomycota; Eurotiomycetes; Eurotiales; Aspergillaceae
Exons: 2
Coding region: 1-423 (140 amino acids)
Source: RefSeq, a predicted model, not a curated record
AUGCUGGAUGCAGUGAUGUGGCUGCUGCUGCUGGUGCUGCUACUGAUGACUCUCACCUUUGCAACUCUGGGUAUUCUCGUUGGGCUUUUUUGCGCCCUGGUCACGACGGCGACCACGCUCUUUGCGUAUGCUAGGACCGACCCGUGGGAACAUUUUGAGAGUUCUUGUGAGCGAUCCCAUCGCCCUCGCCUCCUCGCCCUAAAGAAACACGCACUCGUGGCUGGGGCUCGCGCUCUGGUUCAGCGCCAUGCCCGGUUAGCGGCGCAAAUUGACGGAGCUCGAGACCUCAAGGACUCUGUUCCCCACUCGACAAAGGACCACUCGAUGCAACGGAACCAGCUCAUACAGGAAUCCCACACCGUCUCGGCGCAACUACGGACGAACUGGCAGAAGUCAAGGCACUGUGUGACGAGUACCCGGUGA